AUAAACUCUUGGGAGAGGAGGGAAGGAGCGAGAUAUGAACUACAGAGGAAAUUAACGCCAUUAAUCUCUCUAGAAUUGUCGCGAGCUCAACAACCUGCAUACGGCGAUGUUUAUUGUAUCUGCAUUGAUCUCGACGCCAGUCCGCCGCCUGAAUUUGGCCUGGAGGAUGGUCUCGUCCAGGGAUAUGGAGACGCUGAGACGGUUGGAGAAGCUCCUCGAUCCCUCGGGCAACAUGAGAAAUUACCGUCAAGCGAUCUCGGAAGUGGAGGCAUUGCCUGUCAUUCCAUUUUUGCCGAUUCUGCUCAAAGACAUUACGUUCAUCUUGGACGGUAACCCGACGAUGAUAGCGUCGAAAUUCAACCCACCCGGGCAGACACCUCCUGUUUCAGGUGGGAGUGCCCAUGCGGGAGCAAGUCAAGUGGCUGUCAACGAUGAUGAGAGCUCCGGGUCUGUAUCAAAAGCAGUCUCAUUGCCGAGCAGCGGUGGUGGUGGUGGUAAUGACAUUAGUAGUAGCAACAGCAACAGCAACAACAACAGCAGCGGAUGCCUCGAUAGCAAGGCAGAUGCGGAGGGGCCUCAGUUGGUGAACUUUGACAAGUUUAGGCGGCUGACACAGUAUGUCGAAAACGCGGUGGACAUGGCCAAAUCGGUCGAUUACUGGUUUGAGCCACAACUCCUGCGACAGGCUCGGGUGUUUCGACCGACUUCGCCCUCGCUCGACCAUGGAGGUCACCCGAGCGAUUUGGGCGGCUCUGUUGAGGGCUCAGUCCAGACUAGUCGUGGGGGAGGCAGUGGGCCGUUUUUUGAAUGCUCCAGUGGACCGUUGGACAAGAUCUCGGAGAUUGUGGAGCAUCGUCUGGUGAAGGCGUCAGGAUUGUAUGGGGUCCAUCAGAGGGUGAUUGAGGUCGAGUUUACGAGCAAGCCGAAGAGUACGGGGCUGUGGAAGGGAGGGGUGAGCGUAGGAGGAGUAGGGGUUGGAGGCAGCGGCUUCAACGUUAGUCUUGGAGGCGGCGGAGGAGGAUCGAGCGGCAACGUGCAUGGAUCGACCCUUGGUGAAACUGUGAUCCGAGCAGUACAGGGCGAGGAGGAGUAUUUGAUGGGCCUAAGUCUGAUGUGUGAGCCAGGUCGCUGAGAUCUCGUUUCCAUCCCCCUAUGCUGUCCUGCAUUCCCUGUAGACUAAUAUUAAUAUCCUUGUAAACAUAAGCCCGCUCGCCACUUCUGCCGCGGAGAAAAAAAAAAUUGGCCAAAGGGGUGCGUGCAGUGCAUGAACUAGGAACGUUUUCUUGCAGGACGAAGGAAGAAAAAAAAAAUGCAAUUUAGGGCCAGGCCAAAUAAACCCCCAAUUGCUCUGAGAAAAACAACGGACCACAUGGUAUAAAUGGAGUAGAUCAAGUCUAAGGUUUGGCCUGAUGCAUACAUGCGUCCACGUAGUCUGCGUCCGUCCGUCGUGAUGUGUCGUGUACGUGGUGGUGG
Molecule: messenger RNA, 1473 nt
Organism: Gamsiella multidivaricata
Lineage: Eukaryota; Fungi; Mortierellomycota; Mortierellomycetes; Mortierellales; Mortierellaceae
Product: ras guanine nucleotide exchange factor domain-containing protein
Exons: 2
Coding region: 107-1132 (341 amino acids)
Biological process (GO): Ras protein signal transduction; positive regulation of GTPase activity
Cellular component (GO): plasma membrane
Molecular function (GO): guanyl-nucleotide exchange factor activity
Source: RefSeq, a predicted model, not a curated record